This is a messenger RNA of Thermothielavioides terrestris NRRL 8126, 6202 nucleotides long. RefSeq lists its product as uncharacterized. Gene Ontology annotation, cellular component: extrinsic component of membrane; phagophore assembly site. The transcript is spliced from 3 exons. The coding region runs from base 27 to 6158 and encodes 2043 amino acids. The record is from RefSeq and is a predicted model, not a curated record. Gene Ontology annotation, molecular function: phosphatidylinositol-3-phosphate binding. Gene Ontology annotation, biological process: reticulophagy; piecemeal microautophagy of the nucleus; autophagosome assembly. Lineage: Eukaryota; Fungi; Ascomycota; Sordariomycetes; Sordariales; Chaetomiaceae.
GCCGCCGCUACCGGAAACAGCCCGCCAUGGCGUCGUUCUUCCAGUCCUUCGGCGCCUCGCUGAUGCCCAAGCAGCUGUUGCGCUUUGCACUGUCGCGGCUUGAUCUGCUCGAUGCCCAGGCCCUCGACUUGGAGAAUCUCGACUUCGCCCUGGGCCGGAAUACCGUUCUCGAGUUCCGAGAUGUUGGCCUGGUCCUACAGAAACUCGAGAAGCUCCUGGGGCUCCCCCCAGCCUUCUCGCUGCGGAAGGCUAAGGUCCUCGUCCUUCGAGUUACGGUUCCCAUGGACUUCUACACGAGUCCUAUCACGGUCGAGGUAGACGGCGUGGACAUCCGCCUGAGGGUGACACACAAGCAGGCCAAGGAUCCGCAGCACGCCGCAAGGCGUGGAAAGGCUGCGGUUGCCUCUGACGUCGUGCCGUCAGCGGCAGACCUUGCCCAGGACUUCUUGGAGACCCAGCCGGUGGCGGAGAAGGAAGAGCUGGAACAGGCUCUUGCCGCCGAAAGCCAGGAUCUCGCCGCUUCCCUGGCCGUGAGCGAAGCCGGGAGCGAUGACAGCUCCGCGGUCGGCACUGGCCAGGGGCUAUCGCUGCCGGCUUUUCUGACCGGCUUUUUGCAAGGCAUCGUCGACAGGAUGCAAAUCCGUGUACGGCACGUCACCUUUCAGGUCGAUGUCGAGGUGCCGGGGGACCCCGGGGCUUCAGCUCCGGAACUGGUGACAUUACAGCUAUCGCUGGACACUAUAAACGUGGAAGGUGUGACUUCGCCAGGCCAGGCGUUAGACGAAGCCCCGGCGUUCGUGCCCAAGGAGGGCAAACGGCACGUUCUACUGGACAAUAUCCGAGCCGCCUUGAUUUCCGAGGCAAAUCUGUUUUCGUCCCUGGCUCACUCUCCCUCGAUGCCCUCGUCCGUCGCCUCGCCCUCGCCAGUAGUGGCUGAGACUUCCGUCUUUCCGAUGGCUGGGCUGGCGGGAAGUGCGAGCUCCGACUCGAUGGCUGGAGCUGAGGAUCUCUCGCAAAGCCGCUAUCUGCAGGGGGACAGCGAAGCGGCAUUCAACAUUCCCUACGACUUUGGGGAAAACAACAACCCGCGCCAGGCUGGCGAACCAGCUUCGCCCCUCUCUACCCCGAGAGCCUCCGUGCAUCGAGAUCCACCCCCCGCCGCCGUCGGCGAACAUGCAAAGUCGACAGUAUUCGAGCCGUCACGUGCGGCUUGGUCGACUUUUGAACGCGAAGCACAGUCGGAACCUUCGCUGCGGCCCCCCGAAGGGUUUUCGAUAUCGAAUGUCCCUUCCCCAGCUGCCUCCUUCCGCUCAGAAUCGUCCAACGGCAGUUCAGGCGACGCAGUCCCUGAAGAUUUGACACAGUCACACCUCUACACCCACGAGGAGGCUGAAAGCAUGUACAUGAGCGCUUUCUCUCAGGCCGAGUCCCUGAGGCUGCGCACCGGCAUGCCAGGAGCGUGGGACGCAGUCGACGACUCGGUUAACGAGCAUGGCGACGACCUGAGUACACUAUUCGCAGAAACGCCCACAGCUCUCCACCUAGGGAACGAAACGAACGAGCACUUCGCCGCAAGCUCGGUGCAACGGAUAACACAGGAACAGUCUGAAAUACAUGACGAAGGCUACCCUGAUGAUAAUGCUACUGGUCUAGGCGGACAACAGCCGGCCGCCGAGGAGUUCGAUCCCCCUCAGGACGAUGCACCCACCCCUCGCGGGCCAACUCGUUUGGUCAAAGAGAUUGUUUCUCUCGACUCUGUUUCGAUCUACCUGCCAUCAACACAUGAGCACACCGUUGCCGCCGUUCCUGACCUAGGAAAGUCAAUAUCCCCAAAUCUUCCAGGAGCAUUCUCAGUGCAUUCCGCAGCGGCUGCCAGUCCCAGGCUUCUGCCGGCCAGCGAGCCGCCCGCUGAAAAGCUGCCCAUUGAUCCAUCCAUCGAGGUUAUCCUGAAACCCAUCGAAGUCCGCUUCGAUGCCUCGAUCGGAUUUUUGCUGGCCAUGGUUGUCGGCCGCCUCCUGGAAGCCGCCCGAGGUGAAUCGAGCGAGCCUGCAGGCUCCGGCUCGACGGCCGCGAAGCCUACUGCCAAGACUCCGGAUUUCAAAGUUACCGUAGAACAGCUGUCUGUGCUGUUCCUGGAGAAACUCGCAGGCGUUUCUGACGUCCCCCACAGGAGAUAUGGGGAGAAGGCAACUGAGAUCAAUGCGGAUAUCCUGCUCCAAGCGAGUCUAGUGAACCUCCAGAGCUCGGUGUCUACCGAAGGGCCGCUGACACAGGCGAACCUCACCGUCGAAAAGCUGAGGCUUGGCUACGCGAAUGACGACAUCAUCUCCUUUGAUCGGUCCGUCCAGAUGUCCGAGUCAAUGGCGAGCACUUUCCCCUCCGCCGGCCAGGAUAUCUCUGUCAAGGCCACGAUGAGCCCCGAUACUUCGCGAAUAGAGAUAAACACGCUACCACUCCACGUUAGACUGGAUCUCCAGAGGCUUGACGAGACCUUUAGCUGGUUCGGUGGGCUCAGCAGCUUCCUUAACAUGGGGGCGUCGAUCACUUCGAACGCAUCGAAAGGCGGCAAAAAUCCGGCCAAAUCGACCCAGACGACUAGGGGUGUCCGGUUCGACGAGGCUGUCCAUCCCAACCAUCGGACUGUGGCCAAGGAGAACAAGACCGAUUUGCGCAUCAAUGGGCUUCAGGUUGAUGUGGUCGGGAAGGACUGCAGCGUCGUGCUCAACACGAGCGCGCUCAAACUUGUCAACAGGGAAGGGAUGCUCGGGGUUCAUUUCAGCAAGAUCCGGUUGAUGGGGCCUUACGUCAAGAGCUCCAGAGCCGAGGCCCCAAUUGUAGCCGAGAUCGUGGACACGAGACUCGAAUAUCUGCCAUUGCCUCGGACCAAGGAUCUCGAGAGGCUGCUGGAGCUGAUCACGCCGUCUAAGAUCAAGUUCGACGAGGACGAGGACGAGAUCAUGGUCGACACACUUCUCAGGCAACGACGAAAGGGGCCGGUGCUGUCCUUGACCGUCGGCAAGGUCAGGGUCGAUGCUGGCAACCUGCAGCAGCUCAGCUGCCUUCCAGGUCUGGCCGACGAUCUCGCUAAGCUCGGGACCGUUGCGAAGUACCUCCCCGAGGAUGACCGACCGGGACUUCUGACCCUGGGCCAUAUCAAGAGCGUCGAAUGUCGUGUCGAUGUUGGCGGGCGGUUCGGUGCCGUUCAUACAUCCCUCGCGGACCUGGAAGUCGCUCAUAUCACGGUGCCUGCCUUGAUCGCUGUCGCCAUUGGCACGGCUACCGUCACGCGUAACAAGAUUGAGGAGCUCAUCGGGACCUCGCCAGCGCCGACCGCUGGCUCCUCGACGAAGCCGCCGGUCUUGAUGAUGAGGUUGAUUGAUGAAAUAGAACCCGUCCUCAAGCUCAAGCUUAUGGGGCUGAGCGUCGAGUACAGGGUGACGACCAUCAUGGACAUGUUGGAUCUCGCCGAUGAUGCAACACCACAGGACUACGAGGCCGUUCUCGCCGCUUCUGUUGCGGACCUCGGCAACCAUGCCCAUGCCGCCAUCAAGAGUGCUCCAUCGGGAUCGCCAACGCCGUCGAAGCCCAUCAAAUUGGACCUGGCGCUCCGGGAUUGUCUGAUCGGCCUCAACCCCCUUGGGUUGCCGUGCAAGUUGACCGUUGUGCUCACCGAUGCUCAUCUUGACGUGACGCCAGGGGCACAGGAGAGUCUGACGGCAGUAGCGAGCUUGAAGAGGGCCACUCUCUUGUUGAUCGAUGACGUCGCCAUCCUCGACUCGACGGGUGCUCCCUUUGCGCCAACGCGGCGACCGCACGGGGCUGCGUCACCGCAAGUCACCGAGCUGUGCGGGAAGGGGUACGUGAAUAUUUGCCAGAUUUCUUCGGCGGGCGCCACGAUCAAAACGGCAAAAGACGCCGAGGGCGAGACGCAGUUGGAAGUUGAAGUGCGCGACGAUCUCUUGGUGCUAGAGACGUGUGCAGACUCAACGCAGACUCUCUUCGCACUUUUCGGGGCGCUCAAACCGCCGACUCCGCCAAGCAAAGAGGUCAAGUAUCGGACGAAGGUCGUCCCCUUCACAAACCUGCUGUCUUCCCUCGGAGCUGAGGCUUUCGGGGGUGCGGAGGGCGACUAUGACUUUGACAACGACUUUGCCAUUGCUCAAGAGCUUGGUGGGAGCGCCAGCGACGACAGCGACUUUUACGGCGGAUCGAACGAUAGCCCGCUACAUCUCAACUCGCAUUACUACGAUGAGCCGGCUGGCCAGGAAGAGCUCUUCGACGCGACGUCUCGAUCGGCGGUGGCUGGGAGCACUCGGAUCGAAGACACUACCGACGGCGUCCUCCUCAGCACCGGUAGCAUCGGUCCCCGGAGCAACAGCGAGGUUGGAAGCGGCAGCGACACUCUUUCAAUUCACGAGGAUCACUUUGAGCAGAACGACGCGGCACGUCACAGGACGCAGGGGUGGGGUGCCGAGGAUGACAACUUCGAUCUGCGCAGACUAGAGCGUUGGGCCAUGAAGGUUUCCGUUCGCGAUGUGCACGUUAUCUGGCACCUGUUUGACGGAUUCGACUGGGUUCGCACCCAGGAGGUUAUCGCCAAGGGUGUCCGGGAGGUGGAGGCCAAAGCUCUGGAGCGGCGAGCCCGGGCGCAGCGCUUGGCCGACCGCGACGAGGAGUUCGAAGAGGACGAAGCUGUCAUCAGCGACUGCCUCUUCAACUCUAUCUACAUUGGCAUCCCGGCGAAUCGUGACCCGGCCGAGUUGACACGAGAUAUCAACCACUGCUUGCACGAUUUUGGGGAGACAGAGUCGGUCGCCACCACGGCCGCCACUUCCACGACAGCCCGGGCCACCGGGCAGCACCGCAGAUCCCGGAGCCUGAAGCUCAACCGGAGCAGGCACCACAAGAUCACGUUCGAGCUCAAGGGCGUAAACGCGGACAUGGUCGUCGCGCCGCCGGGAGCAGCCGACGUGGUCAGCGCGGCCGGGGUCCGCGUGAACGACCUCGACAUCUUUGACCACAUGCCCGAAUCGACGUGGAAGAAGUUUGCCACGUAUGACAUCGAUGCUGGUGAGCGGGAAUUGGGGGCCAGCAUGGUGCAUAUCGAGUUCAAGAACAUCCGGCUGGCCGAUUCGCCGGUCACCGAGAUGGUCGCGAGGGCCACCAUUCUUCCGCUGAGAUUGCAUGUCGACCAAGAUGCGGUCGACUUCCUCAAGCGGUUCUUCAUGUUCAAGGACGAGUCAGUGCCAGUGACACCGCCAAGCGACGUCCUGUUCCUACGGCGGGUCCAGGUCAACAGCAUCCCCGUGAAGCUCGACUACAAGCCAAAGCGAGUCGACUACGCCGGGCUGCGCUCCGGCAGCACCACUGAGUUCAUGAACUUCGUGACCCUCGAGGAAGCCCGCUUCGUGCUGGGCCAUGUCAUCCUGUACGGCAUACCCGGGCUCGACGAGCUGGGCACGCGCCUCCACGCGAUCUGGUCCAGCGAUGUCACGCGGAACCAGCUGCCCGGUGUUCUCGCCGGCCUCGCCCCCGUGCGGUCGCUCGCCAACGCCGGAAGCGGCUUCCGAGAUCUGAUCACAAUCCCCAUCGUGGAGUACCGCAAGGACGGCCGCAUCGUGCGCAGCCUCAAGAAAGGCGCCACGGCCUUUGCCAAAACAACCGGCAUCGAGGUCGUCCGGCUGGGCGCCAAGCUCGCUAUCGGCACGCAAAACGCACUGCAGACCGCCGAAGGCUUGCUCGUCCCAAACGCCGCGGCGGGCGACGGCCCCAGCAGCAGCGCCGCCGCCACGGCCGCCGCCGGCGUGGGCGUCCUGGGCGACGACUUCGAGGAGGAGUACGAAGAGGACGGGCCGCGGCGCAAGAUCAGCCUGUACGCGCACCAGCCGCUGGGCGUGGUGCAGGGCAUGCGCAGCGCGUACGCCAGCCUGGCGCGUGACCUCGCCGUCGCGCGCGACGCCAUCAUCGCCGUGCCCGCCGAGGUCAUGGAGAGCCAGAGCGCCCAGGGCGCCGCCGGCGCCGUGCUCCGCCGCGCGCCCACCAUCAUCCUGCGCCCGGCCAUCGGCGCGACCAAGGCGAUCGGGCAGACGCUGCUGGGCGCGACGAACUCGCUGGAUCCGCUGCAGCGGAGGAGGGUGGAGGCGAAAUACAAGAAGUAAAAGCAGGCCAUGAGGUCGGUUCACUGGAUACGAUGCAUGAGACC